AUGACAGAAAAUCAACCCAUCAGACCAUUUGUAGUAUUGGAUGAUGUACGAGAAGCAAAUCAAUUGCUGUAUCUAAACUUUAAUUGUGAUACCAUUGUCACGACUAGAAAUGCAGAUAUCGCUUCAAAGCUUAAUCGAGAGAAAUGUGUAAUACAUAUAAAAGAAUUAUUAACUGUAGAGCAUUGCAGAAACGUCAUGGCAUCGACUGCUAAAAUUCCUAUUUCAACUUUACCAAAAGCUGUAGAUCAAUUCAUUGAAAUUGUGGAUCAUUCAGCCUUGAUCUUAACACUGUUUGGGAUUUUAGUACAACACGAUAAAGAUAAAUGGAAUAUAUCAGAUAACAAAUGGUUAAAUCAAUACCAAUCACAGUAUGACACUAAAACCAUGUUGCACAAGCUUAUUGAUAUGCUUUUGAGUAACUUAAACGAGAGCGAUCUGAAUUUGAUUUUAAAACUGGAUAUAUUUGAAGAAAAUACCAUAAUACCUAUUAACACGUUAUCCAUGUAUUGGGGCGUUAAUCAACAUUACUGUAUUAGCAUAAUGAAUUCUCUGGUUCAUCGAUUUUUAGCUACUGAAAACGUCGUAAAUACUAAGAAUAUCGGCUAUUCUUUAAAUGACUAUAUGGCCGAUUAUAUACGAAGCCGUCACUGCGUCAGCGAUGCAAAAGCAAAUCAUGUUACAUUAUUAGAUUUAUACAAGAAGUCUUGUCAGGGGGACUGGGUUCAGUUAAGAAAUGAUGAUUAUAUACAUGAUCAUCUCGUUGAUCACGUUAUUGGCGCAGAUGAUAAGAAAACUAUGAAGGAGUUGUUAACGAAUUUUAAAUGGCUACAAAUAAGACUCAAAAAUAAAUCGUCUUAUGCUUUAUUACAUGACUUUAUUAAAAGUCGUUCCAUUCUUGAUUUCGAGGAAUGGAAUCAUCUUCAUGACUACUGGUAUCUUGUACGGGAUAGUCAUAGUUCCAUAAAUCUAUGCCAGGAUGGAAGUUUAAUUCAGCUAGCAUUAAGCAGACCUUGGUGGCGAGAUUUUUACAAGGAAGUUGAAAGUAAGGCCAUUGAAGAUUGCAAAGAAACAACAUUUUUUAAGUGGAAUAACUGCUAUAACCAGCGAAAUGAAUUUCAAAUCUGUAUUGCCACAUUGGAACCCACUUCAGAAUCUAUAACUAGCUCUUGCUUCUCAUCAGAUGGAACAAUGUUAGCUUGUUGCGAUAAGAUUGGAAAUAUUAUUAUAUAUGAUACCAUUUUAUGGACUCCGUUGUACUCCUUUCAUAGUACUAAGGGUAAAAUCUCGAAUUGUUCCUUUUCACCCGAUUGUCAGAAAAUUGCGUUAUCUUUUCACUGCGGUAAAACUGAGGUAUGGAACAUCAAUAACGAAAAAAUACUCAUCGAACAUGGCUAUCAUACUGCCAAAGUCAAUUGGUCAGAAUUUUCUCCAAGUGGACAAGAAGUUGUUUCCUGUUCGGAUGAUAGGCUGAUUAUGAUUUGGAAUUCAAAUACUGGCAAUAAUAUCGUCACCUGUCGUGGUCAUAAAAAUAUGGUUAUAGAUUGUCAUUAUUCUAAAGAUGGAGGUAGAAUUCUUUCCUGUUCAUGGGAUAAAACAAUUCAGAUAUGGGACACCACAUUUGGAACUAGUCUUCUUGUUUGUGCGAUAACUGAAGAUUGGCCCAUUUUUUGUUCAUUCCUUGAUCAUGAUCAACAUAUUAUGUGUGGAUGUGAACAUCGAGUUUAUAUAUGGGAUUCUAGUACCGGUGACGCUAUUGAUAAGCUUACUAGUACAUGCAGAGAUAGAGUGUCAUUAUAUGAUGUCACUGCAAAUGGCAAAAUGGCAGUUCGAUGCUUAUUUGGUAGUAAUUUAGUAGAGGUUAUUGAUACAUCAUCCGGUCAAACAUCUAUUGUAACAGAUGAUGGGCAUCACGAUUUAAUAACGUGUGCAAAAAUCUCGCCUAAUAGUAAAAUUAUUGCUACUACGUCUAAGGAUACCCUGUUAAAGUUAUGGCUAGUUCAGCCAUUCAAAGAAAAUAUGGAAAAGGCCGAUAAGAAGCCUAUGCAUCUUUUAGAUUGCAGUUUUAUUGGUAACGUACCACAUAUUAUUUCCGGAGAAUAUGAACAAUGGGAAGGACAAGCUAUUGAGGUUUUAUUUUGGGAUACAUUUGUUUUUGAUUGUGGUAAGGAUGUUCGCUUUGUAAAAGAAACCUGUAAAGAGGAUUGGAAAUGCGUUAAAUGCUGUUCCUUGUCGCAUAAUGGAAAUCUGCUAGCCGUAGGCUUUGCUUUUGGUAAAGUUAAGAUGUUACACCACGACAACUUGGAGGUUGACUGGUCAAUUAAUAAUCUACAGUUGCAUGUUAACAAUUUAACAUUCAACUCUACCGACGAGGUUCUUAUGAUUGUCAAUUCUAUCAAUGGAGAUAUUGUCAAUAAAUUUAUAUCUGAAGAUCAGAUUUGCUUUUAUAAAUUUUUGGAAAGCUCAAAUAUCCUACUUAUUGGUGCUGCACGUGGAGAAAUGCAGGCCUACAAUAUUUAUGAAAAUUCCAAAUCGAUCGACUCAUUAUCUAUACCUGGGAAGAUUAUUCAUCACGACUUAGCAUUAGAUGAUGCUGAAUGUGCUGUAAUACUAGAAGAUAAAGAUUCCAAGGCCUGCAUAGUGUGGAACUGUGUCAGUUUUAAAAUAACUCAUACUGUGGAUAGUAAUACUUGCAUUUCGACAUGUAAAUUCUCAACCAAAUGUGAUAAAUUAGCUAUAGGCUACGAUUAUGGAACGUUUAAGAUUUGGGAAACGACUUCAUGGACAUUAUUAACUAGUUUCGAUGGACAUCUUGGUUCUAUUCAAACAUUAUACUUUUCAGCAGAUGAUAAAAUCAUUCUUACUGGAGGCAAUCAGGAAAGGAAUAAUGCUGGUGAUUAUAUUAGCAACCAUUUUUCCCAUAAGGGAUUAUUAUAA
Trichoplax adhaerens is the source of this 2934-nucleotide messenger RNA. RefSeq lists its product as uncharacterized. The transcript is spliced from 18 exons. Gene Ontology annotation, molecular function: protein binding. The record is from RefSeq and is a predicted model, not a curated record. Bases 1 to 2934 code for a protein of 977 amino acids. NCBI's taxonomy places the organism in Eukaryota, Metazoa, Placozoa, Uniplacotomia, Trichoplacea, Trichoplacidae.